GUUAGGUUAAAAGCCAACACAAUGUCGUAACUUCAAUGUCCAAUGAUUAUUUAGGAUCAUAUAUUCGAGUUCUUCAACAAUAUUCGCUCCCUUUAGCGAUUGUUGCCCACCCUGUUUAGAUAUAUUGUGUAUGACGGAAGCUAAGGCGGAUAACGUUAGCCAGCGGCAGCCAUCUUAGACUAGCUGGAAGUGCUGGUGUGGCACAACAAGAUGGCCUGGUAAUAAUCGCACUGGGAGAAUUUCCGCGUCGUUCCGUCGUCCUAAGGUGCGCUUAUAAACUCGGUCUGGCCGCCUGUUUUAUUGUCAGCUCACUGACAAGAACGCCGGCGCAGGCAGAAAAAAAAAAACAACAUAUAACCCCGAUUCCCUCUUUGGUCAUCAUCCGGCAGAAAAACGGAGGCCGUGGGGCUGGAGUGUGUUCUUAUGGCAGAGUCAGAGACUGAAUGUGACACGCCAGGGCUUGACACACUUGGGUCGGAGUGUGUUAUAGCCCAUAGCCACGUCGACCUUCACUAUGGAGCCGAAACGGAGAUCAUGACAGAGGAAAAGCGUGGAUUGGAGUUGGAGAUCCACGGCUCAGACUUAAAGAUCCAAGGACUCGGGGGAGAACUCGGGGCUGUCGCAUGUGUGGAUGCGAUCGUUGCCGAGACAGACCAUGACUAUAUCAAGGUGGAGCAUGCUGACAUGCACUGUUUCACAGCAGCAGAAAUCAAGACAGAAACGGGCGAGACUUUACUGGGAGAGGUGCUGCUUAAGACAGAAGGUGAGCAUGUGGUGAAAAUGGAGUCCGAUCAUGGCGGCGAGUUGACAGUGGAAUCCGAGAAUGGCGUAAUCAUACAUGAAGCUCACGGCCUACAGUGCAACGAGUGCGGGGAGAUCUUUGGCAGCAUAGCUGAUCUUCACCAACACUUUGAGAUCCACAAGGACCUCAACCCGUAUAUCUGUAUCCACUGUGGGGAGAGUUUUGCCGUAGAAGCCAGUCUCAAGCAGCACAUGAAAAUUCACAUGAAAGAAAAGCCGUACGUUCCCCCGGGAGUUGACCUGAUAGGUAAAGAUGUUAUUGAUGCCUACAGCCUUAAGUCUCAUCAGAUGAUUCAUUUGCCAGACAAGCCCCACAGAUGCACAGAAUGUGGCAAGAGCUUUGCAGCUGCCAUAACACUGAGGGAACACAUGAAGAUGCAUUCUGAAGACAAACCAUACAAGUGCACACAGUGCAGGAAGAGCUUCGUCCGCAGGAGGCAUUUAAAGAAGCACCAGGAGGUCCAUGCGCGCGAAAAGCCAUACACCUGUGGCCAGUGUGGCAAAGGCUUCGCUACAACUUCCAACCUGAAGCAGCACCAAAAGACCCACACAGCAGUCGUGCUCGGAGACAAACCCCACCGGUGCGCACAGUGUGGAAAGUGUUUUGCGGCCGCCGCGACUCUGCGAGAGCACCAGAGGAUUCACUCAAGUGAAAAGCCGUACAAAUGCAACAUGUGCAGGAAGAGUUUUGUCCGCAAGCGUCACCUGAAGAAGCAUCAGCAAGUCCACGCCGGGGGGAAGCCCUACACCUGCAGACAUUGCAACAAGGGCUUCAACCACUCCUCAUCCCUGUCUCGCCAUAACAAGACCCACCUGCAGAACCCGGUGUUUUCCCCACCUCAGCCUGGGAAACCCAUCACUUUCGUCUCGCCUCCAAAGCAAAGAGUACUCCAGGAAGGAGAGAAACCGUACAUGUGCCACCACUGUGACAAGGGCUUCAAUCAUUCCUCCUCUCUGUCACGGCACCAAAGAGUCCACUCGGAUGGAAAAACGUACACCUGCGGUCACUGUGGCAAAAAGUUCAAUCACUCCUCCUCUCUUGCGAGGCAUCAGAGAGUUCAUUUGGAGAAGCAGCAGGCGCUCGCGUCGCCGCUGCAGACACAACAGCAGUUACAGCCACAACCACAAUCGCCACAGCCACCAACACCACAACCGCAGCAGUACACCGCCAUCCCUGUUGGUAAGGCUUUCUCCAACAAUGCCUUCCCAAAGCAGCUCAUCCUGUCUGUCGAGAAACCAUACAGGUGCUCUCACUGCGGAAAAGGCUUUAACCAUUCUUCCUCUCUCUCCAGACAUCAUAGGAUCCACGUAGAUCACAGACCAGGGCCCCACCCUUAGAGGCAGCCCUUAGCCCCCAUUACCACUUUUCAUACGUUUCUGUCCCCCCAAAUCCUUAUAUCUAUAUCACAGCACCACAGAAAACGGUAGUCCAACUUCUGCAGACAAAGAGGUCAUGUCGAUAUCUAAGUGGAGCAGCUCAGAAUAAACGGACAAUAAUUCAGAUUUAUUCAAAAGGUGGGGACUCGGCCUGAGAGACUGUGCAAACAUGCAACUGAACUGAACCCAAGGCUUUGUGUGCAGCUCCAAGAUGGUAUAGAAUAUAGUGAAGGAAUUUCUCGUGAUUCUGUCUCACUCGCUCCAGGACAUCCAGAACUCUUUUAAAAGAAAAACAAAUGUGGUUUGAAAAUCUGCAAGAUAAAAUGGUAUCUUUGGAUAAAUAAUACCUCUCAUCUUUUUCAUAGAGUUCCACUCAUGUAUCUUCAGGUGCACACAUUUGCUUUUCAGCUGCGACUUUAUUAAAAAUGUCAAAUACAACUGAACAGGAACUGUUGCCCCGUUUGAUUUUUUUUUUCCCUCCCAGAUGUAACUCGUAUGAAGCAAAUAUCAAAAAUCCAAUGUAGAUAUUUCUUGAUUUUCUUUUAUAUAUAUGUAUAGUUAACUAGUGUGCUGUUCCAGACGAUACAACUUUUGAUAGAAAGAUUCACUCUGUCUCUCCACGUCUUUUUUUUUUCUUUUAAUUUGUUUUAAGUGUUGGAUAUAAAAACGAAAAGAAAAAUGUUGCAAAUUUUUCCAUAAAGUUGGGCUCCGUUAACAUGAGCCGUCCUGUAUAUUUAUGAGAUUGGAUUUUUGUAUGUCUGGUGGUUUAGCACGGCUUCAUAAACUGUACAGAGAGCAAUACUGGUCGAGACCCCAGUCUAUUCUGACAUGCAAUCUAGCUAUAACAAAAAUGCAUAUUAGAAAAUAAAAAUCUUCUGGGUAGCAUAUUGCAACAUG
Messenger RNA from Poecilia latipinna (sailfin molly), 3075 nucleotides. Its product is annotated as zinc finger protein 883. Gene Ontology annotation, biological process: regulation of transcription by RNA polymerase II. The record is from RefSeq and is a predicted model, not a curated record. Gene Ontology annotation, molecular function: DNA-binding transcription factor activity, RNA polymerase II-specific; RNA polymerase II transcription regulatory region sequence-specific DNA binding. The coding region runs from base 424 to 2139 and encodes 571 amino acids. NCBI's taxonomy places the organism in Eukaryota, Metazoa, Chordata, Actinopteri, Cyprinodontiformes, Poeciliidae. Gene Ontology annotation, cellular component: nucleus. The transcript is spliced from 2 exons.